Messenger RNA from Oncorhynchus mykiss (rainbow trout), 648 nucleotides. The record is from RefSeq and is a predicted model, not a curated record. NCBI's taxonomy places the organism in Eukaryota, Metazoa, Chordata, Actinopteri, Salmoniformes, Salmonidae.
AUGGCUGAAAAGCUGGGCGUAGUAUCUCUGGUGAUCUGUACAUCAAGCCGCUCACCCCCAGCCCCUCACCACCAGCCGCUCACCACCAGCCCCUCACCACCAGCACCUCACCCCCAGCCCCUCACCACCAGCCCCUCACCACCAGCCGCUCACCACCAGCACCUCACCCCCAGCACCUCACCCCCAGCCGCUCACCCCCAGCCCCUCACCACCAGCCGCUCACCCCCAGCCCCUCACCACCAGCCGCUCACCCCCAGCCCCUCACCCCCAGCCCCUCACCACCAGCCCCUCACCCCCAGCCCCUCACCCCCAGCCGCUCACCCCCAGCCGCUCACCCCCAGCCCCUCACCCCCAGCCCCUCACCCCCAGCACCUCACCCCCAGCCGCUCACCCCCAGCCCCUCACCACCAGCCGCUCACCCCCAGCCCCUCAUCCCCAGCCGCUCACCCCCAGCCCCUCACCCCCAGCCCCUCACCCCCAGCCGCUCACCCCCAGCCGCUCACCCCCAGCCCCUCACCCCCAGCCCCUCACCCCCAGCCCCUCACCCCCAGCCGCUCACCCCCAGCCGCUCACCCCCAGAGACUUACAGGGUUUGUAACUCAGUCCUGCUCCCUGACUAGACACCCGAGAGCGCAGCAGUCCCCCUAG